UUAAUAGGAGAAUAGUUGAUCCUUAUAACGCUACAAGGUUACUGAGAGGCGAACACGUAACAUCUUUCUCCGAUUUACGAGAAAAUAAUUAUAAAUUUUAUAAAUAUUUUCGCUUAUCUACAAGCAGUUUCGACGAAUUACUCUGCAAGUUAGAGUUUUCUUUACGACGAUCCAGCUUACGUUGCAUACCCAUAACUCCUGUGGAAAAAUUGGCGAUCACUCUAAGGUAAGUGAAUUAAAAGUGUAUAUGAAUAAAUAUUAUCAUAUAUAUAACUAUAAAUGAUAAUAUUUAUUUUGCAGAAACAUGGUGGUGUAUGUUGUAUAAUUUCUAGUUUUUGUAGCUAAUACUUAAUCACCAACGUCUUUAAUGAGGAUCAAUACUAGGCCGACAAAUCAACUCAAUACAGAUACAGAUUUAUAGAGCUAAGAAAUCAUAAAUUUUUUUGUUCUAUGAUUUUGAAAAUUGAAUUGAAAAUGACCUAAUUACAAGCGAAGUUCACUGACUGGCCCACGACUGGCCCUAUGGCGUAUGGCAUUAAUGAGAUUUAUCAGAAAUUUAAAAGUCAUCCUAACACGGUGUAAUGUACUCGUAUUUUCAUACAAACUUUACUGACCUAGGAUUUUCUUAGUUUUGGCUAAGGUUGUCAAAAUAAUGUAUGUCCGACUUACCUGUAUGUCAUGGAUUUCUUAACUCUAUAAAUCUGCUAAAAUCAACUAAAAUCCUUACUGAUCUUCAUUAUGAGUCUCAUUCAUAACAUUCAUUGAUUCAACUAUCGAGCUGUACGCAGCAGAUGAGUGAGCAGAAUUUGAGUUAUUAUCCUCAGUUGGCGAUAUGACAUUUGAAAAAGGUACUGCAGAUUCAUAGAGCUGUUCAGGUGUAGAAGUGGUAGAAUAGUUAUAAUUAGGAUAUGGCGAUGAUCGCGUUGUGCAAUUGUAUGUAGAAUUUGCGUUCAGACUAGAAUUAACAUUAUUUUCUGGCGGUGAUAAAAAGCUAGGUGUCGAAGUUGUUGGAGGUGAAAUCUCAAUGACUAAUCCUAGAACCUUUGAGCGAAACUGCAGCUUUUGAUAAGCACUUAAAUUAUUUAGAAUCGGAGCAAGAGACUCAAAAAAUGACAAAUCAUCAGGACUUAGGUUGGAAGUGGAAGUAUUUUGGUUCAACAACGUUAAUAAUUCGUUUUCAAAAUUUGAUUGAUCGGAUUUCCGUUUAUUUCUCCUCUUUUGAUUCCAUCUGGGAGUAUCAUUACUAUUUUCUGUGUUUUCUUGUUGUCUUUGGAACUGGGAUGGAGUACUCAAGUUACUCGCAGAUGUAACUGCUUCAUAUGUGUCUCUAGUAGUCAAAUCUUCAGAUACGCUAGACUGAUUAUCGCUUAAUGAAUCUGUGACUUCAUUUUCUGAAGAACGAUCAAGGAAUGUCAUUUGCUCGAAAAACAGAUACUUCUUGUGUUUUGCAGCGCUUCCCGAUGGCGUAUUUCGCAUAUUCCCUUUUGUUCUGAAAUAAUUAUCUCUCGCUGAUUUCCAUCGCUGGCGUAUUUGUUUAUCUGCAAUAAAAACAUAUUUUUAUGCACGUAAUGAAAUUUAAUGAAAAUACUUUUUUGUUUCAGGUUUUUGGCAACGGGCUGUACUUUCUCCGAUUUAUCCAUCGCAUACAGAAUGGGAAUUACUACUGUAGCUAAUAUAGUAAAUGAAGUUUGUUCGGCUGUAUGGCAAAAUCUUCGUCAUGAAUGUAUACCUGAACCAACUACAGAAAUGUGGCAGCGUAUUACUGAAGAAUUUGAAUUAUAUGCAAAUUUUCCAAAUUGUUGUGGGGCGAUAGAUGGUAAACAUAUACGUGUAAUAAAUCCGGCAGGUGGAGGCUCUAUGUUUUAUAAUUAUAAACAUUUCUAUUCUAUCGUCCUUUUGGCAAUGUGCGAUGCGAACUAUUGUUUUACCUAUAUUAACAUUGGGUCUUGCGGAAAAAACUCAGACUCUACAAUAUUUCAAGAGAGUUCACUUUUUCGAAAGUUACAGAACAAUACAUUGAGGUUACCUGGUGUAAAACAUCUGCUGGGCACUAAUAUAACACUACCACACAUUAUAGUUGGUGAUGGUGCAUUUGGUAUAUCCAACCAUGUGAUGAGACCUUAUGUGCGAUCCAACAUGACUCAUAAAAAUAAGGUAUUUAAUUAUCGCUUAAGUCGUGCUAGACGGUACAUAGAGUCGACGUUUGGAAUAAUGUCCAACAAAUUCAGAAUGUUCCAUACUCCAAUGAGUGUCAGUUUUCCUGUCGCUAAAAAGGUAGUUCAAGCCUGUUGCAUAUUGCAUAAUUUUAUUAGAAUACGGGAUGGCUACAACGUUAAUGACACAUUAACUAUAACGGGAAUGACUGAUUUAGUUGACCAACCAGAUCAUAGAUCAGGAAACACAUUACGCGAUAUAUUCGCUGAUUACUUCGUAUCACCCACUGGUAGCGUGUCAUGGCAAGAUAGAUCUGUGUUAUGAUUUUUUAGUUGAUACCUACUUACCACGAAAUUCAAUAAAUGGAACGAAAUGCAGUAAUAUUGUCGUGCUUAAAUUGAUUUACCUACCUAUCUACCUAAUUAAUAUUUUUCAUUAGUACCAGACAAUACAUGUAACAAAAAUUAUUUUAUUAAAAAAAUUUUCUUACC
Molecule: messenger RNA, 2645 nt
Organism: Parnassius mnemosyne (clouded apollo)
Lineage: Eukaryota; Metazoa; Arthropoda; Insecta; Lepidoptera; Papilionidae
Source: the annotation of a GenBank genome assembly